Mycetomoellerius zeteki is the source of this 710-nucleotide messenger RNA. It is a transcript of the gene EMRE, whose product is annotated as Essential MCU regulator. NCBI's taxonomy places the organism in Eukaryota, Metazoa, Arthropoda, Insecta, Hymenoptera, Formicidae. Gene Ontology annotation, cellular component: uniplex complex. The record is from RefSeq and is a predicted model, not a curated record. The transcript is spliced from 3 exons. Bases 205 to 483 code for a protein of 92 amino acids. Gene Ontology annotation, biological process: calcium import into the mitochondrion; mitochondrial calcium ion homeostasis.
GUCUUCAAGCUCUGAAAUUGGCCAGCAAAAAAUGCCUGCGCACGAGCAUACUUUAUUACUUCCGCCAUGAUAGGACUCUAGUGUUUCUAGUUCUACGGAGAUGUGCUAAAUUCUACCAAAUAGUACCGGCUCGCGAAUUCCGGGAAAUCCGGGAUAAGGAGCGUGCGAUUAAUCGUUACCGGAAAUAAAGUUCGCGAAAGGAGGAUGCUGUUGAACAAAGUAAUGCUAUUGUUUCACGGAAGGACUGUUCUUAGGAAGACAAACACGAUAUCCAAGCCGUUUCUUCGGUCGACGAUCACUACACCGUCCGGAGCGAUCCUGCCUGAACCGAAGAGAACGCCGUUCAGUUUCCUGGGUGUCGUCAGCAGUGUGAUAUUCGGUCUGUUAGUUGGUGCCACGAUCAGUAAGAACAUUGCCAACUUCCUGGAAGAGAAUGAUCUUUUCGUUCCCUCCGACGACGACGAUGACGAUGACGACGACUAGCGACCAGCUGGUUUUAUUCCAUUGUGAUUGUUGAAAAUACUUAGCUGAUUAGACGCGCUCUUGAUGCUUUUAAAGAUUCAAGUUAGACAUUGCAGUGAUACGAGACCAACAAUUGCAUAUGAAACAGAGGAAGAGAAAUCUCUUCGUUUACAUUACUUAGUGUAAAAUAGGAGAGAAUCGCAUCACAGAGAGAAUCUUGUUGGACUUAAAGGUGGAAAUACGCGAGA